CUGUGCUUAUAUUUCUCUGUAAUCGGAUACUUAACUUGUUGUUCUCUGUUCCUGAUACAGUUUUUAGCUGAAUUUCAACUUCCUCGACUUAAUUUCGUGCUUUAACCUCUCAAUUUCGAUGUAUUUUUAUGUUCUCGAAGCUUCUAGAUUCAAUUCGAGCUUAUUUAACUUCAACUCAAUCACUGAUUUUAAUCUGAUGCUAUAGAGUUCGACUCGAACAAAUCGAUAUGUGAAAAAUCAGCUCAGUUCUGUGAUGUUUGUAUUCAGUCAAAGUGUCUAUGGCUGUUUGAUUAUUUCGGUCUCCGUAAAUCGAUUACUGAUGAUGAUCCAGGUAAGGGAAAACAGCAAUCAAGAUUGAGGGGGUUCAUUGCUUUAACGAGUAUAUAGGACUUGGGGUUGAGAUCACAAAUUUCCAGAAGCUAGAUGACAAAGCAUCAAUGGAUAAAGUCAAUUUUCAGUAGUCACAUUGAUCCUGAAACAGAUGAGGAGCUAAAGGGAACUAAAAUUGAGACGGAAGGCAAAUUUCAGAAGAUACUGAAGCUAGUUAAAGAUGAAAAUGAAGACUCCAACAAAGAGCCACUAGUUGAAUUGAUAGAGGAUUUUCACAAGCAGUACCAGUUACUGUAUGAUCGUUAUGAUCACAUAACAGGAGAGCUGCGCCAAAAAGUUCAUGGCAAAGAAAAGGAUUCUUCUUCAUCAUCCAGCUCAGAUUCUGAUUCAGACAAGUCUCACAGAAUAAAGAGCAGUAAGAAUGGUAGAAAGCAAAGUAAUAUCGAGAAAUUGACAGGUGGAAUCCGACAUGAACUUGAAAUUGCAAAUCUGGAGAUAGUUGACUUAAAGAGUAAGCUGGGAGCUGUUAGUGAGGAAAGUGAAGCAUUAAAUUCAAAAUAUCAGAUUGCUUCUCAAAAAGUACAAGAAUCGGAGGAGGAGAUAAAAAGAUUGGUUGCAGAAGGCGAAAAAUUGAAACAUGAGAAUGCUGAUAUCUUGACUGAUAACAAGGAUCUUAUUGUGAAACUGCAAUGUGCUAGUGAGAUGGAAGCUCAAUUAAAUCAUCAGCUGGAAGAGUUGAAGAACACAAUUAGCAUUUUAACUUCAGAGAAAGAAACCGCAGUGAGUGCCAUAGAGGAGGAAAGGAAAGUUAGUGAUGAUUUAAGAGCAGUUACAGCUCAGGUAAGAGAUGAGAAAGAAGUGUUGCAGCUAGAACUAGAUGCUGCUAAGGGAGAAGUUUAUGUAACAAAGGAUAAUCUGCAAUCUGCACAACAAGAAAUAGAAAACCUAAACCAGAUACAAAAAGUCAUCAACGAAGAAAAGAAUUCACUCUCCUCGGAAGUUGUGACACUAUCCAAAGAGAUUGAGCAGGCAGAUCACAAAAUUCAAGACCUCGUCACUGAAUCUAGCCAAUUGCAGGAGAAGCUUAAUAGCAGAGAGACGGAGCUUUUGACAUUAACGGAGAUGCAUGAAGCCCACUUGAGUGAGACAGAUUCUCGGACUAGAGAUUUGCAACUCAAUUUGGAGACAUUGCUGUCCGAUAAAACAAAAUUGGAGAAUCAAAAGGACGAUGAACUCUCUGUUCUUCUAUUGAAACUUGAAGAGAACGAGAGAGAUUUCUUAUCACAGAUACAACAUCUGACAGCAGAAAAAUCUGCGCUGUUGGAAGAAAUGAAGCAGUUGCAGAACAAAAUCCAUGAAAUUGUCACUGAAUCUAGCCUAAUGAGGGAGAAAAUGGAUGGUAGAGAGACAGAGCUUUUGACUCACAAGGAGACACAUGAAGCCUAUGUGCACGAGGCAGACGCUCGGAUAAGGGAUUUGGAACAGAAGUUGGAGGCCUUACACCUGCAAAUAACUGAAAUGGAAAAAGAGAAAGAUGAUCAACUCUCUGCCCUUCUCGUGAAGCUUGAGGACAAAGAGAGAGAUUUAUUAUCACAGACAGAACAUCUGACAACAGAAAAGUCCAUGCUCUCCGAAGAAAUUAAGCAGUUGCAGGACAAGAUCCAGGAACUAGUCACUGAAUCCAGCAAAUUGAAGGAGAUCAUGGACAACAAAGAGAGAGAUUUUUUGACACUCAAGGGUAUCCAUGAAUCCAGUGAGGAUGAAGCAACAAACCGGAUAAGGAAUCUAGAACUAGAGCUGGAAACGUUACACUCACAAAAGAAUGAGAUGGAAAAGCAAAAAGAUCAUGAACUCUCUCUCCUCUUGACUAGACUCGAGGACAAAGAGAAAGAUGCUUUGGUUCAAUUGGAGCUUCUAAAAGAAGAUAUAAACCAGUUGCAACUGAGGGUAGAAACAUUACAAACUCAGAAAAGCGAACUAGAAGAACUACUUGUACAGAAAUCAAAUGAAGCAUCUAGGCAGUUUGAUGAAUUAAUGAUUCAGAUCAAUGAAAAGCAAUGCGAACUGGAGUCUUUACAGAGCGAAAUACAUGAAUCUGACGCUCAACUGGGAAAAAAGGCUAUAGAAACUUCUGAGUAUCUGAUUCUGAUGGAAUCUCUAAAAGAGGAGCUUUCAAGGAAGACCGCCGAACAGACCAGCGAGAUUGAUCAGCUGACAAAGGAGAAUGAAGAUCUGAAGGACAAAAUUUCUGGAUUGGAGAAAACACUGUCAGAGAGAGAGGACCAAUCCUCUUCUCUAGAAAAGAAACUUGAAGAGGCCUCAAUUGAAGCAUCAGCUUUGAUUGAUGCUUCUGCAAUUGAAAUGAACAAAUUGCAACAGGAGUUGGAAUCCUUGCAUGCUGAGAAUCUGAAAUUGCAAGUAGAGAACGAAGGCCGCGUUAAACUGGGUAAGGAUCUAGAAUUGCAAGUAGACAUGGUGCAAACCAAGAUAAAAGAACUUGAGGACCAACUACUGGAACAAACAAACGAAAUUGAUCAGUUGAGAAAGGAGAAUGAUGACCUGAAGGACAAAAUUUCUGGAUUGGAGAAAACAUCGUCAGAGAGAGAGGACCAGUACUCUGCUCUAGAAAAGAAACUUGAAGAGGCAUCAAUUGAAGCAUCAGCUCUGCUUGAUGCUUCUGCAAUUGAAAUAAACAAAUUGCAACAGGAUUUGGAAUCCUUGCAUGCUGAGAAAAGCCAGUUGGAGUUGUUGGCUGAAAAAGAUAAACAAGAGUCUGCCAAAAGUCUGACUGAAGUCGAAGACCAGAACAUUGAAUUGAUAAGAAAGAUCAAGGAGCAGGAGUGCAUGUUAAAAGAACAAGCGGUUGCUUUCAACGAACUGAUGGAAGUGCGCAAACAACUUGAGGUCUCUUUAAUAGAAAGCAAGGAAAAUUUGCAAGUGUCAGAGAGGAAGAUUGAAGAAAUGACUAAAGAGUUCCACAGUAGUAUGGAGUUAAACGCUCGGAAAUUUAAUGAGCUGGAGGAAAUCCUUAAAGAGGUGGAAAGAGAACUUGAAAUAAAAAGAGAUGAAAUGGAAGAGAGCAUUGAAGACUUGAAAAGAGAACUGGAGAUGAAAGGAGAUGAAGUCACCACCUUGACAGAGAAUGUCCGGAAUAUAGAAGUAAAGCUCCGCCUGUCAAAUCAGAAGCUCCGGAUUACAGAACAGGUGUUAAGUGAGAAGGAAAAUGAGCACACCACCAAGGAAGAGAAGUACCAGAAGGACAAUAAGGUACUUCACGAAAGAAUUAUAGUAUUAUCUGGAGUACUUAGUGCAUAUAAAGAAGAUCAAUUUAAGAUGAAGGCAGUGUUCACAGAGCAGUUAAAUCAGACCUUUACUGGAUUGGAUUCGCUAACAAGGAAGUUAGAGGAAGACUCUGGGCACAUUGAAACAUGUGUCUUUGAGAUCUUAAAUGAGCUUCAGGUAGCAAAGAGUUGGGUCAUGGAUAAAAACAACAAUGAAGAAAAUCAAAAGAAAAAGAUCACCAAUCUGAUCUUUGAGCUUAACUCCAUGAGGCAACAGGAAUCACUCUUAAGGGAACAGAUUGAAAAUCUAGUGAAAACUGUUAAACAACUUGAAGUGAAGAUGGAAAAUUCCAAUACUGAAAAAGAUGAGAAGAUAGGAGCUAUGGAGAAAAGAUUAAAUGAGAAGGAUGCAUGGAUUUCAGGUCUGGGGGAGGAGAAAAAAGAGGCCAUAAGACAGUUGUGCAUAUGGAAUGAUUAUCACCGGGAGCGUUGUGUUUAUCUUGAAAAGUACAUUACAAACAGGAUUAAGGGCAGAAGGCAGGUAAGAACUUAAAGUACUCUGGGGCAUUUUUUUUUUGUUGUAGGAUCAACAGUUUUGGUGGUUGAUUUUGCUAGUGAUUCAGGAGACAAUGGAGCAGUAUGUGUAUCAUCAUACCUAUUUAGUGUGCAUAGGAAAUUAGAUUCAUUACAUUGUUUGGUUUGUGGUUUUGAUUAAUUGUUGUGUGUUUGCUUUUGUGCCUUUGGAGACCACUCUUCGUAUAUUCUAGACGAGUGACAUUCUAUGUAUAUUUUCCGUUUCUUACCA
Daucus carota subsp. sativus is the source of this 4416-nucleotide messenger RNA. Its product is annotated as COP1-interactive protein 1. The transcript is spliced from 3 exons. NCBI's taxonomy places the organism in Eukaryota, Viridiplantae, Streptophyta, Magnoliopsida, Apiales, Apiaceae. Gene Ontology annotation, molecular function: actin binding. Bases 424 to 4164 code for a protein of 1246 amino acids. The record is from RefSeq and is a predicted model, not a curated record.